This is a messenger RNA of Tribolium madens (black flour beetle), 372 nucleotides long. Its product is annotated as piggyBac transposable element-derived protein 4-like. NCBI's taxonomy places the organism in Eukaryota, Metazoa, Arthropoda, Insecta, Coleoptera, Tenebrionidae. The record is from RefSeq and is a predicted model, not a curated record. The transcript has 3 exons. The coding region runs from base 1 to 372 and encodes 123 amino acids.
AUGGUUCCCAAAUUCGAACUUUUUGAUGUUUUGAAUGGAAAAUUUUCCCAAUUUUAUAUACCUGAACGCGAUGUCACUAUAGAUGAAAAUCUCAUGUUGUAUAAAGGACGCCUUGGGUGGAAGCAGUAUAUUCCUCUAAAAAGAGCCCGUCUUGGAAUAAAAUUUUAUUUACUUUGCGAAUCAAGUUCUGGGUAUUUGUUUUCAUGCAUUAUACCGGGUGUCCCAGGCAGAUAUUGUGCUGUGUGUUGCAAGAAAAGGGACGCAAAUGGGAAGAAAAGAAGAAAGGAAACAAGAUUUUAUUGUCGAUCAUGUGACGUUGGUUUAUGUGCUGUGCCUUGCUUUAUGCUCUAUCAGACCCAACAAAAUUACUAG